Rhinopithecus roxellana (golden snub-nosed monkey) is the source of this 1072-nucleotide messenger RNA. It is a transcript of the gene CWC15, whose product is annotated as CWC15 spliceosome associated protein homolog. Bases 126 to 815 code for a protein of 229 amino acids. Gene Ontology annotation, biological process: mRNA cis splicing, via spliceosome. Gene Ontology annotation, cellular component: catalytic step 2 spliceosome. The transcript has 7 exons. The record is from RefSeq and is a predicted model, not a curated record. Gene Ontology annotation, molecular function: RNA binding. NCBI's taxonomy places the organism in Eukaryota, Metazoa, Chordata, Mammalia, Primates, Cercopithecidae.
UUGGCUUUUGCUUCCGGGUCGUAGGCGCUAGCCCUGGGCGCAGAGGUUUCUGGGAGCCCGGAGUCGUAAUGGCGUUUGUAUGAUCUUCGGAGAUUGCUGCAUUCGACCUCGGCCAGUCAUAAAAGAUGACAACAGCAGCCAGGCCAACCUUUGAACCUGCAAGAGGUGGAAGGGGAAAAGGAGAAGGUGAUUUGAGCCAACUUUCAAAGCAGUAUUCAAGCAGAGACCUACCCUCUCACACAAAGAUAAAAUACAGACAAACUACUCAGGAUGCCCCUGAAGAGGUUCGUAACCGUGACUUCAGGAGAGAGUUGGAAGAAAGAGAGAGAGCUGCUGCAAGAGAGAAAAAUAGAGAUCGUCCAACCCGAGAACAUACAACCUCCUCUUCAGUGUCAAAAAAGCCACGGUUAGACCAGAUUCCUGCUGCCAACCUUGAUGCAGAUGACCCUCUAACAGAUGAAGAAGAUGAAGAUUUUGAAGAAGAAAGUGAUGAUGAUGAUACUGCAGCUCUUCUUGCAGAACUGGAAAAAAUUAAAAAGGAAAGAGCUGAAGAGCAGGCCAGGAAGGAACAAGAACAAAAAGCUGAAGAAGAGAGGAUUCGUAUGGAAAACAUUCUGAGCGGAAACCCUCUCCUUAAUCUCACUGGCCCAUCCCAGCCUCAGGCCAACUUCAAAGUUAAAAGAAGGUGGGAUGAUGAUGUUGUCUUCAAGAACUGUGCAAAAGGUGUAGAUGACCAGAAGAAAGACAAAAGAUUCGUAAAUGACACACUGCGAUCUGAAUUUCACAAAAAGUUCAUGGAGAAAUAUAUUAAGUAGUACAGUUUUAUGUGCUUAAUUAAAGACUGUAAAACGUAAAGGAUCAUUCUGACUUAUUUUUAUGAGUUUUUUCUUUUCCCUGUCUAAAUUGUGUGUGGGCUUCCCCAAUUUUAAACUCCUAUCUUUUUCUUUAGUGACACCUUACUUGAUAAUGGACUUGGGAAUAGGUUUAACCCAAUUUGCAUUCUCCAAAUGUUUCCAGUGGUAUGUUUUCUUGGGAAAAGCAAACCUGCCUGUAAUAUUUUUAAUCUAAAUAA